Phanerochaete carnosa HHB-10118-sp is the source of this 395-nucleotide messenger RNA. RefSeq lists its product as uncharacterized. The transcript is spliced from 4 exons. The coding region runs from base 59 to 229 and encodes 56 amino acids. NCBI's taxonomy places the organism in Eukaryota, Fungi, Basidiomycota, Agaricomycetes, Polyporales, Phanerochaetaceae. The record is from RefSeq and is a predicted model, not a curated record.
GCUAAGCCAGACAACCAUCAGAAUCGGUCUUUGGCUGAACGGUAAGCUGGCCGCUGAUAUGGAGGAAACUCAUCCAUGCAAAGGCGACAAGGGCCGUAAGCAGGUGGCAGGGCAUGUCAGGGUGACACCAGGAACCACUGCUCCAGAGGCAUGUGGCCAUGGCUGCGCCGACGAGCCAAAGGGUGGUCAGGAUGAUGAGGUCGUACCUCUCGGAGAUGAACCAGUUUGAAGGCAGAUGAGACCAGGGGAUCGUUAUAGCCGAAGUGACAAUAAGCUCAGUGAGGACGGGUUUAAAAAAGCUUUGGCUAUCGUCCAAGGGGCCUGUGGACAAGUUGCGCAACGUGUAAUGAAGCCCUGCACCACUUAGGCCGAGAGUCACUACAGCGAAAGGCCAC